Molecule: messenger RNA, 651 nt
Organism: Coffea eugenioides
Lineage: Eukaryota; Viridiplantae; Streptophyta; Magnoliopsida; Gentianales; Rubiaceae
Product: histone H4
Exons: 2
Coding region: 103-414 (103 amino acids)
Biological process (GO): nucleosome assembly
Cellular component (GO): nucleosome
Molecular function (GO): DNA binding; structural constituent of chromatin; protein heterodimerization activity
Source: RefSeq, a predicted model, not a curated record
CUCCAGCCACCGGCCACACCUCCCCAUCCUCUCAAGUGCAGUGUCUCAAUUUCAUUUAUCUUCAUCUAGUUCGCCGCUUUUCUCUUUCAGCUGUGGUUGAAGAUGUCGGGACGUGGCAAGGGAGGCAAGGGCUUGGGAAAGGGAGGAGCAAAACGUCAUCGUAAGGUGCUUCGCGACAACAUUCAGGGAAUCACGAAGCCGGCGAUUCGCCGUCUGGCUCGCAGAGGAGGCGUGAAGCGUAUUAGCGGCCUGAUCUACGAGGAGACACGCGGCGUCCUCAAGAUCUUCCUGGAGAACGUGAUCAGAGAUGCCGUCACCUACACCGAGCACGCUCGCCGGAAGACUGUCACCGCCAUGGAUGUUGUGUAUGCUCUCAAAAGGCAAGGCCGUACUCUCUAUGGGUUCGGCGGUUAGGAUAGUUCUGUGAAGUAAUUAGGGUUUCUGAUUUGGUGCCCUUUGUAAUUACAAGUAGUAGUAAUUUUCUUUUCGGGGAAUACGUCAUGGUCUGGUACAUUCUCUCUUUCGGUUAUGCCAUGGUUAAUGGAUGCGUCGUUGUUUGCUGUUGGAAACGAAAAUCGCGUCUGUUCGAGAUUCUGUGCAAUGGCCUUCGAUUGGUCUGUUAUUCGUGCAUUUAUCACGUGAUUGAAUUUA